Molecule: messenger RNA, 321 nt
Organism: Anisakis simplex (herring worm)
Lineage: Eukaryota; Metazoa; Nematoda; Chromadorea; Rhabditida; Anisakidae
Source: the annotation of a GenBank genome assembly
AUGAUGCUAUUCGAUUUCUUUGUACCGCUAUCGGGACGUACCGGAAAUGUGUUCAAUCCGGAAUUAAUCAUCAUGCCUCUGUCGUUUCUUACAGCAUUUUCAUUUGUUUUAUACACGAACAAUUUGAUGUAUGUGAGUCGUCGUCUGGACUAUUUGAUGAAAUGUGGAUUUGCAUUAUUCGUAUUGUUUUUUGCCGUGAUCGCAACCACACGACUGGGAUGGCCGUAUCAGUAUACGAAGGAAAGUCCACGACUGAGACGUAUCGUAGCGUUGGUGGGUGGUGGUUUUGUUGUUGUUGUUGUAUUUGUAAAUUUCAUUUGA